CCUCUCGGUGGAGGGACGAUUACGGACCUGCGUUGUACUCUAACCUUCGAGCACGAUGAUCCCGGCCCAGAUACUCCGGCUGAUUCACACGGAGCGCCUGGUCUGGCAGGCCACCAACAGCUCCCUGCUGGCCAAGCUGCGGAAGAAGACCGGCUACACCUUCACCAACUGCAAGAAGGCCCUGGAGCUGCACGAGAACGACGUGGACAAGGCUGAGAAGUGGCUGAGAGAACAGGCGCAGCAGUACGGCUGGACCCAGGCGGCCAAGCUCAUAGGCCGCAGCACCAGCCAGGGCCUGAUCACGGUGAUGGUGGACGGGCCUCACGCGGCGCUUGCCGAGAUCAACUGCGAGACCGACUUCGUGGCGCGGAACAAGAAGUUUCACAGCCUCGCGGAGACGGUGGUCUCCGCCGUGCUGAGCCAAGCGAGGUCUCAGGAGACUCAGAGCGAGGCGCAGCGCACUCUCUUUCACGCGGGCAGUCUUAAAGACCUGAUCGCAGCGGACGGCACGCCCCUGAGCGAUCAUUCCGCCAUGACUAUCGGCAACGUAGGCGAGAACAUCAGUCUGAGACGCGCUCUCGCCAUCAGCGUACAGUCGCCGGACAACGUGACGCUGUUCGGUUGCACGCAUCCGGCGCCGAUGAAUCCCAUACCCGUGUCCUUCGGCAAAUACGGCGCCCUUGUGGCCAUCAAGUGCAAGGAAACCGACGGUAUGCUGGGUACCCAGCUCUGCCAACAUAUCAUCGGCAUGGACCCGCAGAAGAUCGGGAACCCGCGGGUAGACGAGCCGCACAACAACGUGGACGAGGAGCCGUGCAUGAUCUACCAGGAAUUCCUGCUCGAUCCUAGUCUCUCUGUGCAGCAGCUGCUGGCGGAGGCGCGUGCCGAGAUCGUCGACUUCGCGCGUUUCGAGAUCGGCGAGGAGCUCGACGAGGAGUCGGCGCUGAAGAGCGCCAAGACUUGCGGCUGACGUUGGAUCGCGACCUCCGUAGACGCUCGUUUUUUUAAUUACCGUUAAUAUUAUUUUCACGAUAAUACGAUUUAUUUACACGAUAGCCAUUACUUUUGUUAUGACAUCAAAGGAGCAGAGAGAGAGUAUUUAAAAAGGAACGUUUGAAGGAAACGGAUUAAUGUCUCUCAGUCUUACUGCUGUGUACAGUGUAUUGUGUUACUGUAAUAAAGUGAUAAUCUAGCGUGAAAUUUA
Molecule: messenger RNA, 1204 nt
Organism: Vollenhovia emeryi
Lineage: Eukaryota; Metazoa; Arthropoda; Insecta; Hymenoptera; Formicidae
Gene: mEFTs
Product: elongation factor Ts, mitochondrial
Exons: 4
Coding region: 56-970 (304 amino acids)
Biological process (GO): mitochondrial translational elongation
Cellular component (GO): mitochondrial matrix
Molecular function (GO): translation elongation factor activity; protein binding
Source: RefSeq, a predicted model, not a curated record